GAUUUUUUUUUGUCACCCCCCCCCCCCCAAGAAAGAGAUGAUGUGGACGUCUGUUGUGCUGCCGGCGCUGCUGCUGGCAGUGGCUUCCCACGCUGGGGCAAAGCCCAAAAACCGCUUCACUCGCUAUCCGUCAUGGAACACUAAGAUGUACCCAGUCUGGAAAGAUGGAGACCCGCGAUACAAAGACUCCUGGAAAGGUGGAAGAGUGACCUUCAACGUGGGGAACGAUUCGCCAACCCUGACUGGGGCCAAGGUUACCUUCACCAUUGACUUGGAGUUCCCACACAGCCAAAGGGCGCAGCCUGACGGCGACGUCGUCUGGGCUGAAGACUGCGUAGUCAACGGAACAAAAUACCGCGAGGCUGAGCCAGUGUACCCAGCACAGAACACAGACUGGGAAGCUGUUUUUCCCGAUGGGACACCAGUCAAGAAGGACAAGAAGCCGGCCUAUGUGUUUGUCUGGAAGACCUGGGGUCAGUACUGGCAGGUGGCGGACGGCCCCUCCUCCUCCCUGACCAUCGGCACGGACGACAUCCCACUGGGAUCCUACACCAUGGACAUCGUUAUCUACCACUACCGGAGCAAAGAGAAGUUCAUUCCUCUGGGAUACGCCUCCGCCCAGUUCUCCAUCACUGAUCAGAUCCCCUUCGCUGUCUCCCUGGACCAAGUGAACGACAUCGUGGCCGGGGACAUGCGCUUCGUCCAGAACAGGGCGAUCGCCUUCACCAUCACCCUCCACGACCCCAGCGAGUACCUCAGCAGCGCAGACAUCACCUACAACUGGGACUUCGGGGACGAAAGUGGGGCCCUCAUAUCCAGAGAGCUGACUGUCACCCACACCUACGUCCGCUCCGGGUCGUUCAAGCCUCAGGUGGUGAUCCAGGCAGUCAUCCCGGAUAAGGCCUGCGAUCCACCAGUUGAGACCCCAACCAAGGCCCCUGGUCCGUCCACCGACCAGGGCACCACAGUGAACGCCCCCGCACUGGCGUCCGCUCUCCCUCCACUGGUUUCCACCAAGGCAACCGGCCUGAAUGUCAACAUGACGCCUUCGGACACAGAGGAGGACAACACUGAGGACGAGGCCUCCAGUGCCUCCACCACCCAGCCUGCCCAGGAGACACCCACCGUGGCCAAGACUCCCUCCCCCGUCAACCGCGACACGCCGGCUGACGGUGACGCGGGGCCUGGGCUCGCAGCAGCUGCGAAGCGAACAGCGACCCUGACGGGCCAAGCUACAGUGGCGGUGGUUGCUGAGGGGGAUGCCGAUGAUAAACCCGCUGAUGACGACUGUGUGAUUUAUCGAUACGGCUCCUUCUGCACCGGCAUUGAAGUGUUUGAGGGCAUCGAAACAGUGGAGAUACUACAAAUGGACAAUGUUGUAAUGGCGACACCGGAAAUGGACAAAAACGCUUUGGAUAUCACCGUUACCUGCCAGGGAAGCCUUCCUAAAGAGGUGUGCAGUGUGAUUCUGGACGCAGAGUGCUUGAGGCCGAUUCACACAGCGUGCAACAUGGUGGAGCCCUCAAAGGAGUGCCAGCUGGUGCUGCGUCACUUCUUCAAUGACUCCGGUGUCUACUGCAUCAAUGUGACCAUGGCCAACGAUGUCAGUUUAGCUGCCGCCAGCGCCAGAUUCAGCAUCGAGAUGGGUUCCGGCGUUUCCUCCACUGGCGCCAUCGCCAUGUUGUUGGGUGUCCUGCUACUUGUUCUGGCAGUAGGAGUAGUGGCGUAUACCUACAAGCGCUUUAAGUCCUACCGACCUCUGAAGGAGGACAUGACUGUGUCUGGAGCCCAGCAGCUUGGCCGGGCUCAGGGCUGCUCAGGAGCCUCGAUCUUCUGGAACCUCCUGAGCAGACGGGGAGUCGUCGACAACUGCCCUCUGCUGCAGGACAGGCCGGUGUGAACCAUCACCAGCCUUACGCAGCCAAAUAGAAAAACCAAGCAGCAUCUGACUUGCAGGUUACAAGCACCU
Messenger RNA from Xiphias gladius (swordfish), 1969 nucleotides. RefSeq names its product premelanosome protein b (gene pmelb). Gene Ontology annotation, cellular component: melanosome. Gene Ontology annotation, biological process: melanosome organization. Lineage: Eukaryota; Metazoa; Chordata; Actinopteri; Istiophoriformes; Xiphiidae. The transcript has 12 exons. Bases 38 to 1900 code for a protein of 620 amino acids. The record is from RefSeq and is a predicted model, not a curated record.